CUUCCCCCAAAAAUUGAUGAACUCGAGGCAGUACUCUCUGAGCGGAAACUUGAUGUAGUUGCCAUAACGGAAACAUGGCUGAAAACAGAAAUCGCGGAUUCGGAGAUUUCGAUUCCAGCAUACCAGCCGUUCCGCAAAGACCGCCAAAACCGACAAGGUGGUGGGGUUGCUGUGUAUGUUAGAACUGGAAUCUCUGUUGUCGAAAGAGAACACACUCAAGCCUUGGAGUGUGAAUCCGUCUGGUUAAAGAUCAAGAAGGCUAAUUCACACAACCUUGAAUUUCUGGCCAUAUACCUGCCACCAAACGUUCUGAGUGGAGCCGACGACACGCUCCUUAGUCUGGUGAAGGAAGCUGCUAGCCACCAGGAGGUUCUCAUUGUUGGUGACUUCAACUCCCUGCAGUAG
Molecule: messenger RNA, 405 nt
Organism: Dibothriocephalus latus
Lineage: Eukaryota; Metazoa; Platyhelminthes; Cestoda; Diphyllobothriidea; Diphyllobothriidae
Source: the annotation of a GenBank genome assembly